This is a messenger RNA of Mobula hypostoma (lesser devil ray), 1335 nucleotides long. RefSeq names its product TGF-beta receptor type-1-like. The record is from RefSeq and is a predicted model, not a curated record. The transcript is spliced from 8 exons. Bases 1 to 1335 code for a protein of 444 amino acids. Gene Ontology annotation, molecular function: activin binding; ATP binding; activin receptor activity, type I. Gene Ontology annotation, cellular component: activin receptor complex; plasma membrane. Gene Ontology annotation, biological process: protein phosphorylation; activin receptor signaling pathway; cellular response to growth factor stimulus. Lineage: Eukaryota; Metazoa; Chordata; Chondrichthyes; Myliobatiformes; Myliobatidae.
AUGUGGCAAUUCAUGGAACCUGAUGCUCUCCCUGAUGGCUACACCUGUGGGAAAUGCAGCCAACUCCAGCUCCAGAAAGACUGCUUUAGGGAGCUGGGGCAGAAGUUGGUUGAACUAAGGAUCAUCUGGAAGGCAGAGCAAUUGAUAGGUCUGAAAUGCUAUUGCACCAGCUGUGUGAGUGAAAAUCACACUUGUGAAACAGAUGGAGUUUGUUUAGCAUCAAUCACAUUUUCACAUGGAAAAGUGGAAGAGUGGAAGACCUGUGCACAUCAACAAGAAUUGAUUCCAGCAGACAGACCUUUUCUUUGUGCCAGUGUAAAAAACGUCUCCAAAACUGUCUGCUGUGACACCAAUUAUUGCAAUGAUCUAAGUCCACAGCUGCCAUUGCUCAAAGGUUGUCCACUACUUUUUCAAAGGACAAUAUCUAGGGCAAUAAUCCUUCGUGAAAUUGUUGGAAAAGGACGAUUUGGUGAGGUUUGGCACGGCAAAUGGAACGAGGAAGAUGUAGCAGUUAAAAUUUUCUUCACGAGUGAUGAAAAGUCAUGGUUCAGAGAGAUUGAAAUCUACCAAACCACCUUGCUCCGACAUGAAAAUAUUCUUGGUUUCAUUGCUGCUGACAAUAAAGAUACUGGCCUAUGUACUGAACUUUGGAUUGUGUUAGACUACCAUGAGCACGGUUCUCUGUUUGAUUACUUAAACAAGUUCACCAUGGCUGCAGACAGUGUGAUGAAACUAGCCCUCUCUAUAGCAAGUGGACUAGCACAUCUUCAUAUGGAAAUAACUGGUACACAUGGUAAACCUGCCAUAGCACAUCGUGACCUCAAGUCAAAAAAUAUUCUUGUGAAAAGGAAUGGAACAUGUGUCAUUUCUGAUUUGGGUUUGGCUGUACGGAGCAAUUCACCGAAAGAUAUCAAUUAUAAUGCUCAUAAUCUCAGAAUUGGAACAAAGAGGUACAUGGCUCCAGAAGUUCUUGACGACAGUAUCAAUGCCAGCCAUUUUGAUUCAUUCAAACAUCUCGAUGUAUAUGCCUUGGGUCUAAUAUUGUGGGAGAUUGCAAACAGAUGUUCUGCGGGAGGUGCCUGCAAUGAAUAUCAGAUGCCUUAUUAUGACCUUGUUCCUUUGGACCCUUCUAUAGAAGAUAUGAGAAAGGUUGUCUGUGAACAAAGUCAAAGGCCAAGGGUUCUAGCUCAGUGGCAUUGUUCUGAGGUGCUGCAGGUGGUUGCCAAAAUCAUGCGGGAAUGUUGGUUUGCUAAUGGAGCGGCACGAUUGACAGCACUUCGCAUCAAGAAAACCCUCACAAAUCUUAGUGUGCUGCAAGGGGUGAGCAUCAACUGA